This is a messenger RNA of Oncorhynchus masou masou (cherry salmon), 4091 nucleotides long. Its product is annotated as tetratricopeptide repeat protein 9A. Lineage: Eukaryota; Metazoa; Chordata; Actinopteri; Salmoniformes; Salmonidae. The coding region runs from base 557 to 1300 and encodes 247 amino acids. Gene Ontology annotation, molecular function: protein binding. The record is from RefSeq and is a predicted model, not a curated record. The transcript has 3 exons.
CCACAAAUCUACACUGCCUCUGCGCACAUAUGAGCGCAAUAUAUCUGACUUUUUUAAAUUAAUUUUUAUAGGGAACAGGUUGCUGAACACACAAACGCGAGGCAUAGCUUGUUAUCGGCAUUCAUUAUCUAGUUGCUGCGGUUCUUCUUUUUGAGGUAGGCUACAGGCUACAGAAGAAGCGAGAUGCGCCACGCGUCAGGCUUUUGUCGAAAGAAAUCCAUGGCAGAGAUUCUAGAAUCAUGAUUAUAUAAGAAAAAGGAGAGUCGGAUGCACGCACGACCGAGUCCACCGUCACCAGAAGACUGGAAAAUAAAAGAUACAGGCUGUAACGUGCGAGCGAGGUGUCACAGGCUGGCACCAGUGUUGCCUAGCGCCAGACCACUUUGCGCCACAAGUAGAAAACAGGGGAUGCACGAAAACAGUGAAGACAACCGGGCACGAUGCAGGACUGAAUCUAUAUAUUUCCCCUAGAAUAACCAGACAGACGUUGUGUCGACUUGGCUAUCAUUUGAGUGUAAAGCGCGUCGAAUAAGUAGUCUAAUUUAUUAUCGAGAAGAUGAGUGUAAACCAGACUGGGUAUGAUGGCAUCUCUAGAGUGGAUGGUGUCACGGUAACGGGCGGCCUCAACAUCAGUGGUACCCCGAAGCUGCAACAGUGUGCUCAGCCUCCCGGUAACCGACCCAGGGAUGCCCGAUACCAGCAACACGGCGGUCGGCAGCACCAGCACGCCAGCUCCGCUGUCAAACCGCCUAAUUCUGAACGGUCCGAACCCGCGGACGUUGUGAAGCGCGCCAUUGACUUCAAGACGCAAGGCACACAGUGUUACAAGGAUAAGAAGUACCGGGAGGCGAUUGGCAAGUACCACCGUGCUUUAUUAGAGAUGAAGGGGUUAUGCCGGGUGCUGGGAGACCCUGAAGCCAGCUCUAAGUCUCCUUCCUCUGUGCUGCCUACUAUGACCAAAUCAGACAGCCUGACGGACGAGCAGAAAGGUGCCAUGGAGAACGCCGAGCUGGAGUGUUACAACAGUCUGGCAGCGUGCCUGUUGCAGAUGGAGCUGGUCAACUAUGAGCGUGUGAAGGAGUAUUGUCUGAAGGUACUGCGUAAGGAAGGGGACCACUUCAAGGCUUUGUACCGCUCUGGGGUGGCCUACUAUCACCUAGGAGACUUCCACAAAGCCCUUCACUACCUCAAGGAGUCCCACAAACAGCAGCCAGCAGACACCAACGUUCUCCGUUACAUCCAGCUGACUGAGAUGAAGAUCCGUCGUUCUGCCCAGAAGGAGAAGAAAGAGACCGCAUAAACAACCAACCACUCACUGUCUUAAUUGAUAACUAAAGGCUUUACCUGAAAUGGCACCAUAUUCCCUACGCAGUGCACUAGGUCCCAAUGUGCCCUGGUCAAAAGGAAUGCACUGCAUAGGGAAUAGGGUGCCAUUUAGGAUGCCACCCACCUAACUUUUCACUCAACGUCAAUUUGUACUUUUCUUCAUGCUCUACUCAGACCACGAUACAGGGUCUCUUUUUAUUUGAUUUAUUUUACCUUUAUUUUACCAGGCAAGUCAGUUAAGAACAAAUUCUUAUUUUCAAUGACGGCCUAGGAACAGUGGGUUAACUGCCUGUUAAGGGGCAGAACGACAGGGGGUUUGAACUCGCAACCUUCCGGUUACUAGUCCAACGCUCUAACCACUAGGCUACCCUGCCGCCCCCUCUGUGUUUUAAAGGAUUUCUAUGUAGAUAUGCUUUACCUUUUGCACAGCCACUUUAUCCUUCUUCGCCGAUUAUGUGAUUCAUACCAACGUGUACUUUAGUACUUAUGAGUAUAUGUCAACUAUUUUAUACAGAUAUGCAGUACCAGUCAAAAGUUUGGACACACCUACUCAUUAAAAAGUUUUUCUUUAUGUUUUACAUUUGGGUUGAGGUCUGGUGAUUGUGUAGGCCAGGUCAUCUAAUGCAGCACUCCAUCACUCUCCUUCUUGGUCAAAUAACCUUUACACAGACCAAAGGUGUGUUUGAGUCAUUGUCCUGUUGAAAAACAAAUGAUAGUCCCACUAAGCUCAAAACAGAUGAGAUGGCGUAUCACUGCAGAAUGCUGUGGUAGCCAUGCUGGUUAAGUGUGCCUUGAAUUCUAAAUUAAUCACAGACAGUGUCACCAGCAAAGCACCCCCACAACAUCACACCUCCUCUUCCAUGCUUCACGGUGGGAACUACACAUACGGAGAUCAUUCGUUCACCUACUCUGCAUCUCACAAAGACACUGGGAAGAGACCCAAAAAUCUCAAAAAAGGACUCAUCAGACGAAAGGACAGAUUUCCACCGGUCUAAUGUCCAUUGCUCAUUUUUCUUGGUCCAAGCAAGAGUGUGCAAAGCUGUCAUCAAGGCAAAGGGUGGCUACUUUUGAAGAACCUCAAAAAAUAAAAUGUAUUUAGAUUUGUUUAACACUUUCUUUGGUUACUACAUGAUUCCAUAUGUGUUAUUUCAUAGUUUUUGAUGUCUUCACUAUUAUUCUACAUUGUAGAAAAUAGUAAAAAAAUAAAGAAAAACCCUUGAAUGAGUAGGUGUGUCCAAACUUUUGACAGGUACUGUACAUACAACUGAAAUGGUGCAACGGUCAGCCUUUUUUGACGACCAUCUUUAAAGUUUAUGUGCUGCUGAACGUUAUAUAUAGUUGGCAAUGCACGACACUGCCAGGUCCAACGUGUAGGUUAGGGCAACAACACAUCUGAUGGAGUCAAAGUAGCAGAUUUCACAGGAUGAAACAUGUGUCCUGUGACUGGCUAAGUUAGCGUCUACCUUCCCUCCCUCCUACUGACAACAUGCGUCACUGUUUGACAAACCUCCCACUUUUAGCCCAGGAUUCAAUCCAAUCGCGCUUUGUCCGCUUAUGCACGUUUUUUUAAUAUGUUUUUUUUAAGGCUAUGUGUCUGCGUUCACGGAGAUCAGAUUCACCAUAAACGUGGCAUAUGUCAGCUUGAUCGGAAAAUUAUCUUUAAAAUGACGCAUUGUCCAAAUCGGUGAUCGGAUUGAAUCCCUGCCUUUAGACAUUGAGCCAAAACAACACUUGUGUUUUGUCUUUAUACAUUAUUGAGAUUUGGCAAGAUGUGUUGAUAACUAUAAUAAUGUAUAUAUAUAAUAGAUCUAUAAAUACUCUAUUUAGGUUAUAAGGGCACAAACACUGAAUAAAAAUAUAAACACAACAUGUAAAGUGUUGGUAUGUUUCAUAAGCUGAAAUAAAAGAUCCCCAAAAUUUUACAUGUGCACAAAAAGCUUAUUUCUCUAAAUCUUUGUGCAGAAAUUUGUUUACAGCCCUGUUGAGUGAGCAUUUUUCCUUUGCCAAGAUAGUCCAUCCACCAAAAGGCCACUCUAAAAUGUGCAUUUUUGUCACACAACACAAUGCCACGGAUGUCUCAAGUUUUGAGGGAGCGUGCGAUUGUCAUGCAGACUGCAGGAAUGUCCACCAGAGCUGUUGCGAGAGAAUUGAAUGUUCAUUUCUUUACCAUAUGCCGUCUCCAACGUCGUUUUAGAGAAUUUGGCAGUGCGUCCAACCAGCCUCACAACCACAGAUAACAUUUAUGGCGUCGUGUGGGCGAGCGGUUUGCUGAAAGUUGUGAACAGAGUGCCCCAUGGUGGCAGUGGGGUUAUGGUAUGGGGCAGGCAUAAGCUAUGGACAACGAACACAAUUGCAUUUUAUCGAUUUUUUUAAAGAUAUCUGUGACCAACAGAUACAUAUGUGUAUUCCCAGUCAUGUGAAAUCCAUAGAUUAAGGACCUAAUGAAUUUAUUUAAAUUGACUUAUUUCCUCAUAUGAACUGUAACUCAGUAAAAAAAUUGAAAAUGUUGCAUGUUGCGUUUAUAUAUAUUUUUUGUGUAUUUGCUAAUUACAAGCUCAUUGUCAUGACACUUUAUCAGAAAAUAUAUUUAAAAAAAGAGAGUAGCUUACUUUAUAAAAGAAAAUGUAUGUUUUAAUUAUAUAAUAGCAAAGCUAAUUGUAUUUUGUUUGUAAAUGUUAGCAGGGGCAUUCCAUACACAAGAAUAUCUUUGAGAAACCCCCAAUUUACUGUUACGUUAUGUGUCUAAUAAAAGAGUUAUAAUUAUA